AAAAAAAACUUUCGAAAAUUCAACGAGAAGCGGGCAUGUGCGAAGAUUUGAAUAUCCACAGCAGAGGAUUGAAUCAAAUCAUAUGGUUUCGGCCGCGUAGGUUCAAAUCCUGCACACGUCGCUUCAAUACUUUAUUUUUUUGUUUAUAAUUUUUUACCUCUUUUUAUUUGUUCGAGAUAAAGGUAUCCGCUAGAGAAAGCAACUCUUCUUUGUUUUUUUUGCCCUACUAUUGUAUAUACUUGGACAUAUUAGGAAAGCGCGGCUCAAUUACCAUACCAGGACUGAGGCUGUGUUCACCGGGCUGUGCAUGAAAAAUGUAUAACUCUCCAGCAUCGCCAUGAAUACGCUUGCUUAAGUCGCCAUAUCUCCCCAAACCCAACUCCUCCUCACCACUCCCUCCCAAACACAACAAGCCAUGGCCUCCCUCCCCGCCGCCAUCGGCCUAACUCUCUUCACCCUCCUCCGCCUCUCCCCCCUCCCCCUCGCCCUCUCCACCCUUCCCUCCCUCUACACCUUUUUCUCCGCCCCCUCCACCCCCUCCAUCCUAAGCACUCCCACUUACUUCCUCGGUGUCUCCUGCCUUGUUAUAGGUACUUCUAGUGAUUUGAUCACGCUCAUCGCUCUUCUGAGGAGGAAACCGAAUUUUGAUAUUUUGCUCAACCUUUCGCCCCUCGUUCUGUUCAGCGCAUCUCGUGUUCUCUUUUCUUACACACCCGCGGCGCUGGAGGGACAACCACCCCCCCAGGCCCCCCGCGGCUGUAUCAUCUUACUCAACGUCAUCGUGUAA
This is a messenger RNA of Pseudogymnoascus verrucosus, 787 nucleotides long. RefSeq lists its product as uncharacterized. The record is from RefSeq and is a predicted model, not a curated record. Lineage: Eukaryota; Fungi; Ascomycota; Leotiomycetes; Thelebolales; Thelebolaceae. The coding region runs from base 416 to 787 and encodes 123 amino acids. The transcript has 3 exons.